Molecule: messenger RNA, 1283 nt
Organism: Bicyclus anynana (squinting bush brown)
Lineage: Eukaryota; Metazoa; Arthropoda; Insecta; Lepidoptera; Nymphalidae
Exons: 2
Coding region: 126-785 (219 amino acids)
Source: RefSeq, a predicted model, not a curated record
CCAACUUGUUACCACUCGUCUGUGGUAUGGACAGAUUCGCGGUAUUCUGUGUUAUUUCAUUAGUGUUUAUAGAUCGGACGGUAUAAAAUUGUUCUACACAGUAAUUUUGGUCGCACUCUAGCAAAAUGAUACGAAUUGGUUUGGUUAUUUUUGUGUUUGUUGUUAUCAAUCAUAGCUUGGCUGAUGGUGAGCAAAAUGGCAACCUGAUACAAAGACAAAAACGUUCACCACAUUACUACGGUCAGUCAUACUGGCCACCGCCGCCACCGCCACCACCGCCACCGCCACCACCACCACCACCACCACCACCGUACUGGCCACCACCACCACCACCACCAUACUGGCGCCAUCACCGCCACCAUCACCACCACAGCGGCGAGGACGACUACAACGAGUAUAAAACAAAAGAAACAACUAUAUAUAAAACAAAAACCUAUGUUAAAGGACAAAAUAACUUUGGCAACGGAUAUCCACAGGGUGACGCUGGGCAAUUUGGCCAGAACAACCCUGGGGUAGCUUUUGGUCAGGGGAACGCUGGGCUAAGCUUCAGCCAGGGUGCCACUGGAGCUGGUUUUGGCCAGAACGCUCAAUUAAUUGACGGUCAAAGUGACGCUGGUCUAAUUGACCCUAGUCAGGGUAAUGCUGGUCUAUACCCCCCGGGUAACGUAGGGUUGGGUAACCCACCGUGUGACACGUGCAAAGGGAAGAGUACAGCAGUGAGUAAUGCUCAGAGUGGCACGGGGAACGCCGUCGCCAUUGCUAUUUCUAGAUCCAAGGCGAGAUAACUUUACACAAUUUACAAGAUGAAAAUAGCAGUUAUGAGGAUGAAGUUUUUCAUAAAGAGAGCGAACUUCAAAAAACAUGUCAAUAGCCACGAACCAAACAAAUAUAAAUUAAUAUUUUUUUAUAGCGAGCAUUUAUUACAGUUAUUUGCGGAAAUGAAAAGGUAACUAGUUAUUAUUAAUAUUACCUAGUUUGCAAUAUUAUGUAAGCUCUUUAAUGUUAUAUAUCAUAGUGAUAUAGUUUAAGUAAGUCGUAGCCACGAAUUAAGGAAAUAUAAAUUAAAUACCUGUAUUUUGAAUAUUCGUAGUAGAGUAGGUUCUGAUUUUAAAAAACAAAACGGCAAAAUCGACAAAUUACUGCUUACUCUGGUAUGUAAGCUUUAUAAUAUCUUUGAAAGAAGCGGUAUUAAUGUCACUCUUGGGCCAGGCUUAUACAAUAAACUUAGGAAGUCAUAAAUAUAUAGGAAGUCAGUAGAUCGUAGAUUAAGUAUUUUUGUAAAA